Mizuhopecten yessoensis (Yesso scallop) is the source of this 4991-nucleotide messenger RNA. RefSeq lists its product as uncharacterized. Lineage: Eukaryota; Metazoa; Mollusca; Bivalvia; Pectinida; Pectinidae. The record is from RefSeq and is a predicted model, not a curated record. Bases 292 to 2127 code for a protein of 611 amino acids. The transcript has 5 exons.
AUUUAUCACAAAAACACCGAAACUGUGCAUUUUUCAGCUCUGCCUUCAAUUUAGCUCAAGUUUAUGGAGGAAUAUUCUGCACCACUUUGCGACUAUAAAGGCUUGUUACAGACAUUUAUCAUUAUCCCUCCAAGCAUCAAUUCCGGAAUUACGCUGUCCCGUUGCACAGUCAGAAUUUAGAUUACCUUAGCAUCUUUCCGGUUGGUAAAAAGGGAAACAUGAAAGAAUGUUGUUUUGAAUGACAGUUUGAGACAUUUGCCGUUUUUGAACAGCACAGAAUUCGUAUCAGAAAUGUCUCGUCUGCAAGAAUUAUUGAGUAUCAAGGAAGAUUUUGGUUCAAUGAUCGACAGGAUCCAGCCAUGGAUUCUGUCACACUUUGUGAUGUGGCUAGAUCUCAAGAUUGCGGAGUACAAAGUGAAUGGAUACAUGAUGCUUGAUGAAUAUGGUCCUGAUGGGUUCGGAAACAGUACUGGUCAUAGCAGCCAGAGUCCUGACUUAUCUCCCCUUGCACGAUCAACCCCACCAAAACCACGUCGUCAAGGUGUACAAGUUGUUCCAAAGCCUCUCUCACCAAAGAACAUUCAAAGCAGCAUAUCUAGGCGGUAUCAAGCGGAAAAAGAUGGACACUUUCAAACAAUGAAUUCUUUAUUUUUGAAUUCUUUUCCCAAAAAACAAGGAACAGAAAGAAACUAUCUGCAGAGAAAUGAAACCAGCUUAUCGCCAGAGAAGUCAGUUGUUCAUACGGAUAUCCAUGUGCCCAGUGUAAGGCAGUUACAAACGAAUAUUGAUGAAAGGUCAGACAUGUAUCUUGGUUUUGUACCAAAUCACGGGAGUGAGGACCCAAGAUUUGCUGACAGAUUGACGAGCGGAAUGAAACGCCCCGCUACAGCCUCUCCAGACUCUAGUCAAAGUCUUACGCAUACAAACACCUCAGGCAGCAGUAGACAUCAGGAAAAUGGAACAACAGCCUUGUAUAAAAGCCAACAAUUCAGCACGCUCAUUUCCGACUCCAGACCCCAGAAAAUUGACCAGAUAGACAGAUGGAAUGUCGGCGAUAAGUCAGGAUCACACAUGCCUCCUGUUGAUUCACAUGAUAAUGAAGAAAAUCAGACGUUAAAAAAUGUAACAGUGAUUGACUUGGCUGAUGGCUCUCAGGGGCAAAGUGAACAUUGUUCUAGUACUCUAGAGAAGGAAUAUUUUCAAGAGAGUAACAACAAAUUCUCAGUGAACCCCGAAGUGAAUACUGACAAUUCCCAAACACAGCAGCCAUCAUUUGAGGAAGAUGGUGGACAUCCGUCCGAACAGUCAAAUUCAAACCUAGAAUUCGAUCUGAGUAGCCAACCAUUAAAAGAAGAAGACACGAGUGACCCGCCAGUCGUCAUAAAGAUUGAGUCUGACGGGGAAGACCUGGCAAAUAUGAUGCAGUCUGAAAACACACCAGGAGCUAUGUCCCUUGAAGAGGACUCAUCAGAUAUUUCUAAUUUCAAGUCAUUGUAUAUGGAUGAUGGUUCGUUGUCAAUGGCAACAGGAAGUGACAGUAGAUCUGUUGUACCAGUGGAACUUGUUUCUCAUGGGAAUCUUCCGUCAAUGUCACUGAAUGAAAUUAAUCUCACAUUGUCUCAAGGUAUGUUUACCAAGAAACGACGAUAUGUGCGGACAAAACCUUUUGCGUCAUCGCCCUCUUGUGUUCCCAGAGAUCCAGUCUCGGGAAAGUUUGUAUGUACAAUUUGCAAUGGCAAGUUUCAAAACCGGUCUUCGUUUUUCCGUCACAAAUCUCUUCAUGGUGAAAAGCGCCUCCAGUGCUUUGUGUGUUUGAAGAGGUUUCAUCGAAAAGAACAUGCAUCAAUGCACAUGAAUCGCCACGGUAAAAACGGGGAACUAAUUUGUCCAAUAUGUCAGAUGGUCGGGCACGAUACUGGAGAAAUGGAGCAGCAUUUUUGUAUUGUGCAUAAAGUACGCAGUAUGUAUACGUACCGCAUCCACAGCGACAUGUCGAACCAAAGUAUGACCUAUACAGGACAGACCUUCAGUGACAUGGAAAACGAUCCCUCAUUACAGAUCUUCUCUGGUCAGAACUUCAGCAGUGAUGGAGUGGACGAUUCCUCAUUACCUGUCACAGGGACAUGAUGGACAGUCCGCAAAAAAAUCCCAAAAUAAAUAUUGUGCAAUUGAGAUAUUAUUACAUGUAGAACUAUAUACAGUGUAUGAUAUUCAUACGUAGUUGUGUAUUCAAACUCAUAUUUAAAUAAUUUGUUAUAUUUUCAUUGUAGAAUUAAAUUUUUUCAGAGGUUUCAUGUAUUGUUAAUUAACAAAUAGGUAUACACCGGCUUGUUUCAGGAAUUUUGCAUGGCUAUAGUAUUUAAUAUUUUUAACAGUAAAUGUGAAUGGUACUAAAAACACAUACAAUUUCUUAAUAAAACUGGCAUUGAAGAGUUGCACAAAAUAUUGAUGUUGCUGAUAGUUGCAUAUAGAGGGAAAAUACUCAACAUGCAUGGUAGGCUAAUGAUAGUCUGAUGAAAUACUGCAAGUAGAUAUAUAUAUAGUUCUGGUAGUGGUGCAUUCCAUGUGUUGUUUUAUAUAUUAAAUUAUUGAUGUUAUUGUGUUUCUGUGGAACUUUAACUCCACAAUCUGUGUGUUCUAUUGACAGACAGCUGCCAUUAUACUGGAGCCCCAGUCCCUUGCCUCUUUGACAUUUUCACACUCGCUAGGGACGAGACUUCAGAUUGACAUUUUCACACUCGCUAGGGAUGACACUUCAGAUUUACAUUUUCACACUCACUAGGGACGAGACUUCAGAUUGACAUUUUCACACUCGCUAGGGACGAGACUUCAGAUUGACAUUUUCACACUCACUAGGGACGAGACUUCAGAUUGACAAUUUCACACUCGCUAGGGAAGAGUCUUCAGAUUGACAUUUUCACACUCUCUAGGGAGGAGACUUCAGAUUGACAUUUUCACACUCAAUAGGGAUGACACUUCAGAUUGACAUUUCCACACUCGCUAGGGAUGACACUUCAGAUUGACAUUUUCACACUCGCUAGGGAUGACACUUCAGAUUGACAUUUUCACACUCGCUAGGGACGAGACUUCAGAUUGACAUUUUCACACUCGCUAGGGACGAGACUUCAGAUUGACAUUUUCACACUCGCUAGGGAUGACACUUCAGAUUGUCAUUUUCACACUCGCUAGGGGUGACACUUCAGAUUGACAUUUUCACACUCGCUAGGGACGAGACUUCAGAUUGACAUUCACUUACAUGCACUGUCGGAUAAUUAGUGAUCAAUUACAUUAAAGUUCACACACAAGAUUUAGUUAAGUUAGUGUUUUAAGUGUUGCCUGUAUUUUUUUCAUAUUCAACAUCUAUUUCUGUUCCGUAGUCACAUUUGAAGGGAAGCAAGAACUGUAGGUUAUGCCUAGAAUCAAAUGUUGUAUAUUACAUAGGCAAUACCAGGUAUUUCAGUUGCUUCCAGUUGACCCAUGACAUUUGCAGUUUCAGAGGUCAAAUAAAAUUUUCCCUGAAACUCGAAGUAUCAAAACACAUUUCAGAUACGUGUAGGUGUGUCCAUUCAAACCCAUGAGUCGGAGCUCCCCUUUUGGAGAGUCAAAAUUUUAAACACACAAUUGAUUUUUUUCAGCUGUAUUACACUAAAUUAAAUUGAUCACUAAUAAGGAAAUGAAACAAGAUUUUUUUUAGCUUUUUCAGGUUUAUAUUUUAAUUUUAUUUAGAUGUAUCCUGUUUUUGUAGUAAAGUUAUAUUAACAAUAAAUAUUAGUGGUAAAUUAUAUUUGUCUUGGUAGUAAUCUAAAGAAAUACAAUACGUUAUACCCAAGAGAGAAAACACUAAGAUGUAACUACCGUAGUCAUUAUUAUUAAAAAAAACAUCCUCUGGUGACUUUACAACAAGUAAAAGACUGUUUUUGACACACACUCAAUCUGUCAUUUUAGAGCCUUUUUAAUAUGUUUGUAACUAUAAAAAAAAGUCAAAACUCUCAUUUUUUGCUAGGUUUAUUAAAAAAUUAUUAUGAAUUAAUAAACCAUGAUUUUACAGGAUAUUACAUCAGCUUUAUAAUUUAACAUAUUAUUACUGAUAUAGUUUUCCAAUUUCCACAAUUUUCAGCACUGUGCACAAAGUAUUGCUUUGAUCUGUCAAAUUGUUUGCACUGAAGUAUCGUUUUUCUUCAAAAUUGUUAUCUAGACAUCUCAAACACCUUUCCAUUUAUAUUUUUGAAUUUGGAAAAAUUCAAUUUGAAAUAGUGUUAGAAUUUUUCAAUAUCAUAAAAAGGACUUGUUUUUGGAUAAGUAGUAAAGAUGAGGUUCGUGUGUUUCUUUUUAAAAUAUUGUUUUGCUAACACUUCCCUUUAUUAAUUGUUUCUUAAGGCUUUUGUUUAAUUAAAAGAUGAAAUGCAGAAUAAGGGUUGCCUUUCACAGCAUCUUAUCAAAUUAACAAUGAUAAACUUCUGUAGCAAGAUUUAUAUACUAAACAAAAGUCAAGAAAAAACAAAAUAAGAUAUUUUGUGUUAAAGAUUUAAGAUUACAGUUUGUAUAUGGGUUAUGAGAAAAGGAAUAUAAAAUACAAUUUACAUGUACAAAUACUGUACUUCUUUUUUCUGUUUACAAAUGUAUUCAUUUUUUUUUUUAAACCAUUGAAAUGAACACAGGCAAGAAUUUUUUACUUGUUUGUAACCUUUUUUUUUAAAAAAAUCAAAUCUUAUUUGAGAUUUUUGUUUAAUACCUGUCAAAUUGUAUCAUUACAAUGUAGGAGUAAAUUAAACACAAGACCAGAACAAAAGCUGACCAACAGAAGCGUACCAAAGACCAAUGGGCCCUAGUUUGUACUUGCCAUAGUUUACUACAUAUUAAAUAUAGUAUCAAUUUUACUUUAGUUUUGUAUCUUAUAUUAUUAUUAUAUUAUUAUUUUCAAAACAUAAUUUAUAUAAUGGCAUGUCUCUUUCUUUACAUCAUUUCAACAUAGUCAAGUGAAUAAAUAUUGA